Molecule: messenger RNA, 1260 nt
Organism: Medioppia subpectinata
Lineage: Eukaryota; Metazoa; Arthropoda; Arachnida; Sarcoptiformes; Oppiidae
Source: the annotation of a GenBank genome assembly
AUGAAAUACUCGGUUAAAGAGCCGAAGAGUGCGGCCAACGAUCGGUUCAUUCUAAGCAAAGGACACGCGGCGCCCAUACUGUAUGCCGCGUGGGCUCGCACUGGACUCUUCCCCGUCAGUGAUCUCAUGAAUCUAAGAAAACUCAACUCCGAUCUCGAGGGACAUCCGACGCCGAGAUUAAACUUCGUUGACGUCGCGACCGGUUCUUUAGGACAGGGGCUAAGCAUUGGCGCCGGAAUGGCAUACGUCGGCAAAUAUGUGGACAAAAGCCCGUAUCGAGUCUAUUGUAUUAUUGGAGACGGAGAGUCAGCCGAGGGAUCCAUUUGGGAAGCGCUGUCUUUCGCGAGCAUUUAUAAACUCGACAAUUUAGUGGCCAUUUUCGAUGUGAAUCGAUUGGGUCAGAGCGAAGCCACGGCUUUUGGUCAUCAGAUGGAUAUCUAUUUGAAUCGUUUGAAUGCCUUUGGCUUUGAAUCUCAUGUCGUGGACGGGCAUAAUGUUGAGGCACUCGCCGAUGCAUUCGAUAAGUGCUCAAAAACUAAAGGCAAACCGCAAGCAAUCAUCGCUCAAACAUAUAAAGGUAGAGGUUUUGUAGGGAUUGAGGAUAAGGACAAUUGGCACGGAAAGCCUUUGGGCGAUAAGGCGUCGGAAGUGAUCAAUGUUUUGAAACAGAAAAUCUCAGGUAAUCUGAAUUUGGCGAUCAAACCCCCGGGAAGUGCUCCCGUUGUGGAUCUCAAGUCUGUUAAGUUGUCUGAACCACCGAACUAUAAGUUGGGAGAUCUGAUGGCCACCCGUCAGGCGUACGGCCCGGCUCUGGUCAAGUUGGGAAAGACGUGUCCGCAAGUGAUCGCAAUGGACGGCGACACCAAAAACAGUACCUUUUCUGAAGUCUACAAAAAGGCAUUUCCCGACCGAUAUAUCGAGUGCUUUAUCGCUGAGCAAAAUCUGGUGGGCGUUGCCGUCGGCGCCGGUUGUCGGCAAAGAACUAUCCCUUUCUGUUCGACAUUCGCGUCGUUCUUCACGCGAGCCUUCGAUCAAAUACGAAUGGCCGCCAUAUCUCAGGCCAACAUCAAGUGUGUCGGCUCGCACUGCGGCGUCUCUAUUGGAGAGGACGGACCCUCACAAAUGGCAUUAGAAGACAUCGCGAUGUUUAGGACAAUCCCUAAAUACGAAUGGCCGCCAUAUCUCAGGCCAACAUCAAGUGUGUCGGCUCGCACUGCGGCGUCUCUAUUGGAGAGGACGGACCCUCACAAAUGGCAUUAG